Messenger RNA from Penicilliopsis zonata CBS 506.65, 9051 nucleotides. RefSeq lists its product as hypothetical. Gene Ontology annotation, biological process: DNA repair. The transcript has 8 exons. Gene Ontology annotation, molecular function: protein binding; protein serine/threonine kinase activity. The coding region runs from base 196 to 8913 and encodes 2905 amino acids. NCBI's taxonomy places the organism in Eukaryota, Fungi, Ascomycota, Eurotiomycetes, Eurotiales, Aspergillaceae. The record is from RefSeq and is a predicted model, not a curated record.
AGCGCCCGGACCAGCGUUUCGUCCACCCCAAGCGAGUGGAGGGGAAUAAUUUGUUUUUGAUAUCAUUUACUAUCUAGAAAAAGGUGUGAUGCACUGCUGCAUACACUAGGAACCCGUUGUCGGCCUCGCUGAGCGUGUUCGAACCGGCCUCAAUGCGGAGCUUUGGGGAGCGGCCUAGCGCUCACAGUGGGCAUCAUGGGUGAAAUCACUCUAGAUGGAGCGAUUGCGCUCUUGUCUUCGGACAAGCUGAAAGAUCGCUCUGACGGGCUCGCAGAUCUAAAGCACAUUCUCCAGCAGAAUAAACAGAGCACGAGACUGAACACCCUCAAUGAUAAGGCGUGUCAUAAAAUCCUGGAAUCGUUGUUUCGGUUCAUUGCCGCAGAGAAGUCGGCCUAUACCCGUGCCCUCAAAUCACACUCCAAGACGCCCUCCACCUCGCGAUUGACGGCCUGUGCAGCGGUUCUGCGGACUGCGGUCGAUGUAUUCGUGCGCAACCUGCGGUCGAAGUCUGUUCGAGCGAUAGUAGACCAUAUUACCGACACGCUGCGUGGUCCAGGCGAAGGUCUCUGGGGCCCUCUGAGUGUGGACUACACCAAAUGCUUGAGAGUGCUUCUGCAAUACCCGCCGCACGUGGAACACUUGGCUGACACCGAAUGGGAGAAGUUGAUGAAAUUUUGUCUGCGGGCCCUGGACUACAACGGAGUUGACGAUGGCCAUGAGAGUCCUCGCCACGGAUCUCGUGCUAUUUCACGGAGUCUCGACCAUAGUAGCGCCCUGCCAGGCACACCAAGGGCAGGUUCGGUUCUUGCGGUCAGAACACGACACGAGGAUAGUAACAAUGUCAACGAAGAGGUGCUUCUGUGUAUUCAGAGUCUUACGGCGAGCUCCACUGCUCCGAUCCGAGCGACAAGUGAUCUGGUCCUGCGUGGCCUCCGGGAACUUGUCAUGUCUGCUCCUGUGGCGGCAAAUACGCAUCAAAUCGCAUUCAAUAGCAUAAAUACAGUCGUUAUGAGAGUCAUCUUUGACCAAUCCGAGGUUAUACGGUCAGCCAUGCUCGAUAUAAUCCCUGUAAUCAGACGAUUAUGGGCUACUAAACAUUCAGCCCUGAAGGACGAUUUACUUGUCACUGUGAUGCUCUGCAUGAAUAUACUUGCCGAUGCAGCGGCACGAGACCCGUCGGAGUCGCUAUUUCACACAAUUGAGAGUUUGGUAGACACUCUGCAGAUAGAGUAUUCGAAACGAUCCGAGAAAGACAUCCUGCAGCUUGAUGAAUUGACAUUCUCUGCGCAGACUGGCAAUUCCACAGGCAAACUAUCAUGCGGUCCUCGUCUUGGAAACAACAAGUCCGAACACAACUGGACAGUCCUCUGGACGAUCGCCACUUUGCUUCAGUUGGCAGAAGAUGUGGCUACACGGCUAACGAUACCUGAGCCUGGAGGUGAAGCUCCAAACAAGAAGCGAAGAUUUACGUCUCGGAUAGAAGACAUCUUGCGUGAAUCAUUCUCAUCCUCGGGGGUGGCAAGAUUGUGUGCGCUACAGCUUUUACUCUUCCUUGGAAAGCGUGAAAACGGUGGUGAGUUGGGAGCGAGCCUUGUCGAGAGACUGAUUCCGAAUAUACUCGAUGACAACGGCUUGCUAUCGUCGUGGACCCUGCUGGCCCUAUCAAGUAUUGCUACCAGGCCGGACUCGAAAGCAGCUUCACUCAGAGAAAGCUGGCAAAAGGCCUGGGAACUUGCGUCGAGAGCGUCAACUUCGCAGGUGUCAUGCAGGGCCGCGUGCCACUUGAUGUGUGUUAUACUCGAACACGAUCUUCUGGAGCAUUCUGUGAUUGCUGAAACAACUCGCUCAAUGUUAUUGUCCGCCAAUUUAAAUGGGCCCUCCAUCAUCUCUGACUCCUCACUAAACCUCUGGGCAAAGAUUGCACAUUUGAACACGCAAAUCAUUCCAGGACCUACUCUCAACGUCUCCAAGCAUAUUUGUGGCUGGUUACGGGAGUUUUGGUCGGUUGGCAUUCUCACAGAUAGGGCACAAGCUGCUCAGGUCGCUACCUUCACUCGUCCAUUGGACUUCCUGCGCCUUCUCCUUGCUUGUACAAAUCGAUUCUUCCCUUCAACCUAUAGUCGAGGCAGAGGCCUGACUGGGAUCAUUGGUAAGGCCUGGUAUUUUCAUUAUGAAAACCGGAAACUCCUAGAAUAUCUGUUCCAGUCCGGAUGGAUCUUGAAUCCCAUUCAAUUCUGGGAUGAGAAUGACCUAGCUUUACCCUCUUCAUCUUAUCGACAGGAUCCAAACGACCUGGUGUUUCUGGAUUUGCUGCAAGCGAAAUGUGAAGCGUUUUCACAAACAUGGCACUCGAUGAAUCAGGAAAAAUCCCAUCAUAUCACCGUUGAUAUCAUGCAAAUUGCUGCCUCGCUCUGCAUCUCGACGAUCCUCUUUACAGAGUCAUUGCCUCAGCAACAAUAUGCAUCUCGCUUGCCUGCUUUACGGCAGACUAGUCAAAACUUAUGGGCUACUAUAUGUUCCUUCCUGGAAAGCCGUGAAAUUCAUUUUUCCUAUGCAUGCCUGGAGUUGUUGUCGCCAAUGCUCUCCCCAUCCCAUUGCUUUAAAACCCCUGACUCUGGUACUUCGCGGACUCUUCGCGCCCUCAUCCCGCCCCUUACAAAGACUCUUGAAAGUCAUCGACUGUCCCAAAAGAAAUACUCUUCACAAAAUGACAUCGAAGUGAUGGAUCUAGACGAUCCUCUGAUAACACACGGUACUCAGCUGACAGCCCAUGAGACAAUUUUUUGCUCAAACAGAGAUGCGACGCCUUUAUUCUCCAAUAUCAUCACCUUCAACCGAUGCUUGACUGUCCAACUUUCUGCCUUGGAGAAAUAUCUGGUGGAUGUUAAUAAUCCUUCUAGGUCGCACAGUACAACGUUCGUGAAGUACUUGAUCGAACUGGACGAUGCAGACAUAUUGUCAGCGCAAAGCAUCCUUCCGCAUGUUUAUCAAGUGUGUGCAGGGAUGGAGCGAGCCACCUUGCUGGAUCUGCUCGAGAACUUUGCCGAGAAAUCCCUACAGAGCUAUGAACUAGAGCGGUGCGAGAAUUCAACAUACCUUGCCAUUAAAAUGAUGGCAAGCUUUGUCAAAUCCUGGACAUGCGGAAAGGAAGAUCACCUAAAUGAGUCUGCUUCGGACAUAUACGAAUGGUUCAUCAAUGUACUCAUAACAAAGGGGAAAGCAUCGACGAGCGUGUAUGUCGCUCUUGCCGAGCUCCUGGGAGAAGUCAUUAGGUGCAAUCCCAUGUACUCGACUGACGGGGAAAGCCCUUCUCCUCGUACCAGCUUGUUUACUGUUUUUCAAGAUGGUGACGUGCGUGUGAAGUUUUCUGCUGCGGAUAUGAUUCGCGAUUUAUUCGAGCGGUUUGCACUAGACGACCACGAGGUUAUCUUUAACGAUGUCUUGGAAAGCCUUCCUCGGGAUCCAGAUUGGGUCGAAGGUAUCGCAUUGCGUCUCUUCAUAUUGGCCCAACUGGCUUCUAGAUGGCAUACUCUACUUCGGAGGAGUAUUUAUCAUAUCUUUGAGACACCAGCACAGGUCCCUCAAUCAGUACGCUACGCUCAGAAAUGCUUGCUGUACGUUGCCAAAACGCUCGGCCUAGAAGAUCCAAAGGAGCUAUUCCGCCUUUUCUCCUCGCAGAUUCUCUACACCUGGACCGAAACACAAGAUGUCAAGUCUAUCCCGUUCGGCAUUUUUGGAUAUCCGAGUCUCAAAGAUUUAGUCAUCGAUGUACAGGAUGAAAUUGUGGGCCAGCUUAUGAUGCGGGUGAAGGAAAAUGAAGCAACCGAAACAGCGGACAUUCUAGGAAUUCCUUUUCCCGAUCUCCUAUCCAACUCGUUUCACAAGGCAGAAGCUUACAGUAUCGCACGGGAUAUAACAACUCCCCCGUCACAAAAUAGCCAGCCCAAAGGGGUUGAGAACCGAUUGAAGAAGCUGUUAGGAGCUGAAAGGUUCUCUACUCUGGUCGAAGAACGGUUCCCUCAAACAAUCGCCGCGUUUUUCAAAUCUUUAGACCAAUUCGACCAAAUUGAACGAGCAUUCACCAAGCGCCCCGGCUUCAAAAAUGCUACUGAGAUACAGAGGCGAAUAUUCAGUAUAAGCGCAUCAGCCGCCUCUUUGCCCGCUGGCCAACAGCCAUCGUUCAGAGCUCGUUUCCUUCUCGAUGAGCUAGACUUUCUUUGCAGACGUACUGGUUAUGAACUAGAGGCAAUCUGGACCCCGACUCUGACAAGCUAUGUCUGUCGGACUCUACUGGAAUCUAUUCACCCGGCAUUGGGGUCUCUCCACGCAUGUUCUGUCAUACGAAAGAUUAGAAUCUUGAUCUGCUUGGCCGGGUCUGUCGUUCUGCAAGAUUACCCAUUGGAGCUCAUGCUCCAUGGUUUGCGUUCAUAUCUCACUGAUCCUCACUGCUCUGAGGACGCAAUAGGCAUUUACUGGUAUCUUUUAGAAGCAGGAAACUCCUAUCUAACUGAACAUCCCGGGCUCAUGGCCGAAACCGCGGUAUCCACUUUCGUCACUCUAAGGAAGCUACUUCGAUCGUCAUCUCCGAAAGAGACAGCACAUGAUGAUCAAUACCAGACGGUUUUGUCGAACGCUAAAAGAUUCCAAAAGUGGUUUGGGGAUCACUUGGGUGAAUACCGCUCAGCAGCCAUGGAUGACCGUACUGACCAAUCUUUCCGACGCUUGAUUAAGUUGGCAGAAUCGGCAUCUAUAGCAAACGACACCACCGAGGGCAGCGAUGAGAUUUUGCUAAUAUACGAGCUGCUUGGGGAUCGACACCCUGGGCAGAGAUUACUUCGGAAGCCGAUAUCAGACCUUGCUCUUUCCAUACUGUGCGCCGACUUCAGAAGGCCUCCCGAUAACUUGAAUACUAUUACUGGAAAAGAUAUGGACGCCACAACCAACGCUGUUGCUGUUCUGGAGACUGUGAAAAGCCUCGAAGCUGGGUCUGAAUAUCGUUUAUGGGCUGCUAGAACCAUCGGACGAGCAUUUGCUGACACCAGCGGCAUCAGUGACGUGCUUUCCAGAGAGCAGGACCCCUUUCUAUUUAAGCCAUGCAAAGACCGAUCACCCGAGGCCGUCCUUUGUCACUCCAAGUUUAAUAUACUCCAAGUACUCUGCAACAUGUUACAAACGGGUAAUCACACCGAGGUUGGCCUUGUUGAACGGACCUUACAGCUCAUUGUCAGCAAUCUUGCAAGUUUUCCGGACUUUGACUAUUGUGGGCAAGCUAUAACACCUACUCUGAUGAAAGCUCUCAUUUGGAGUCCUUACCAGUGCCCAGCCAUGAAUUCCCCCCUUGGCAAAACAAAAGAAGCCAAACGUGUUUUGAAUUGGGACGCUACCCAGAGUCUGGCAGGCUGGGCUCGUAGUGUUGGGCUCUUUCUUUCAGAGGCAGCGCUCGGAGAUCCUGUUACUGGACCGCUGAAGAAAAUUCUCGACGUUAUACCUAGCAUGACUGCUGACCUCUUGCCAUACAUCCUCCACGACGUCUUGCUCUUUGAGUUUGGGAAAUCCCAGAGUAUUCGCCAAACUGUCUCAGAAGUCUUCAUGCAAGCUCUGCGGGACGUCGCCGAGCCCACGAUUCCCCAUGCCCGACUCAUAAUCAACUGUAUCUUAUAUUUACGGAACCAACAACGACCCGAGGAGUCAACAAUAGUGGAGCGUGACGAAUGGCUUGACAUAGACUUUGGCGAGGCUUCGUUGGCUGCGAACAAGUGUCGUAUGCACAAGACAUCGCUUCUGCUCCUUGAAAUCCAUGCGUCUCGAGCCGUUGCUGGAUCGCGCCGCUCCUCGGUGGCCAAGUAUGAUCCUUCUCCGGAAUUUCUACACAGUGUUUUCAGGGACAUAGACGACCCUGACCUCUUCUACGGAAUUCAGCAGAAAGCAUCUCUGGAAUCUGUCAUGGACAAGCUGAGCUACGAAAGCUCUGCACUCAAGAACCUUCUUUUUCAAAGUGCGCAAUACGAUAGCGAUGUGCAGAUGCUGGGCAGUGCAGACUCCCAAGGCGUCUUGAAAGCGCUUAAUUCUACCAAUCUCCAAGGAAUUGCUAGUGCUCUGUACUCUGGCCCGGGUGAUACCAGGGAUGCAUUGACCGUAUCUGAUAGCAUGAUUGAGACGGCGACCAGUCUACGGCGAUGGGAUAUAGCUGUUCCACCAUCGAACUAUUCAUCUCCUGCUAUCGUUUACAGGGCGUUUCAGAACCUCAACACAUCGAAAACCAUGUUCGAAGCUUCACGUGCCAUUGAUGAGUGCCUGUUAGAAACACUGGAUUUACUUGGGAGCACGACGCAAUCUGCUGGAUCCUUGAAGGAGGCUUUGAAGGUGCUAGGGCUGCUGGCUGAUGUGAAUGAUGUGGUUUGCUCAACGUCACCACAAUGUAUGGACCACGAGUGGCAGAGAAUAAUGAGCAGAAAACACUUGCUCAGAAAUGCAAGCUUCCGUGAUGUCGGUAAACUAUUGAACUGGCAUGAAGCUCUCGUGAGCUCCAUAACAAGUCAAGACUAUAUCAAGACUGCUAUCCAGCUCACUGACCACGAUACCCAACUGCUCCAAGUGAAAACUGUUCGGCAAUCCCUCGACAUCUUGAAGGAUCACGACUUACCCCAAGCAUCACUCAAAGGCGCAAUCUAUAUUAAUAAGCUAGUAGAACCAUGUGCGGCUCUUGGAAUCAACAUUGAUGCAGCAGCCAAGUUCGACCUGGCGAAUGUUCUCUGGGAGCAGGGAGAAAUGACAACCUCGAUUCGCAUGCUUCAGCAGCUGAAUGAGCAAAAUGAUCUGAAUAAACAGACCAUACCAGUCAGUUGUGCUGAGCUCCUUGUAACUCUGGGACAUCAUGUUGCCGAAGCACGUCUAGAAAAACCAGAUGCCAUCCUACAAGAGUAUCUUGUGCCAGCAGUCAAGGAACUAAAAGGCUGCUCAACUGGUGAUGAGGCAGGCAGGGUCUUUCAUGGCUUUGCGAUGUUCUGUGACCAACAAUUGCAAAAUCCAGACGGGUUGGAGGACUUUAAACGUGUGGAACAGCUCCGGGACCGCAAGGAAAAGGAGUUGCUCACGCUCGAAGAGAUGAUGAAAACUGCCGAAGGGAAAGAAAAAGAUGGCCUGAAGAUGUAUCGCUCGAAGACGAAGCAGUGGUUUGACUUGGAUGAUCGCGAGUACCAACGUCUGCGACGCAGUCGAGAGGCGUUUUUGCAUCAGUGCCUUGAAAACUAUCUGUUGUCUCUGAAAGCGAGCGAUGCAUACAACAACGAUGCACUUCGGUUCUGUGCUCUCUGGCUGGACAAUUCAGACAGUAGCACCGCCAACAGUGCAGUCUCCAAAUACAUCAAUCAUGUCCCUAGCCGGAAAUUUGCAACGUUGAUGAACCAGCUAUCCUCCAGGCUGCUUGACGUUUCUAACGAUUUCCAGCCCUUAAUCUCUACGCUGAUUUUCCGCAUAUGUGUUGAGCAUCCUUUCCAUGGGAUGUAUCAGAUUUUCGCAAGCAGCAAGUCAAAGGGCGGCAAGGACGAGGCAUCUCUGGCGCGGUACCGGGCAGCCAACAAGCUUGUUGAUAAGUUGAAAAAUGACAAGAGGAUAGGACCGACCUGGAUCGCUGUUCAUAACACCAACAUCAGCUACGUGCGGUUCGCCGUGGACAGACACGACGAGAAGUUGAAGAGUGGCGCGAGGGUGCCUCUCAAGAAGCUGAUCACCGGUGCACGCCUGGAAAUCGACGCGACGGCUAAUAGCCUGCCGCCUCCGACAAUGAAGAUUGAGAUUCGGCCUGACUGCGACUACAGCGCUGUGCCCACGAUUGUCAGAUUCGGUUCUGAUUUUACCGUUGCCUCUGGCGUAAGCGCGCCUAAGAUCGUCACUGCUAUCGCCAGCGAUGGCUUGCGGUAUAAGCAGCUGUUCAAGGGCGGUAAUGACGAUCUGCGACAGGACGCAAUCAUGGAGCAGGUUUUUGAACAAGUGAGCAGCCUUCUAAAGGAUCACCAGGCGACUCGACAGAGGAAUCUCGGCAUUCGAACUUACAAGGUGCUUCCAUUGACGUCCAAUGCGGGCAUCAUUGAGUUCGUGCCGAACACGAUUCCGCUCCAUGAUUAUCUUAUGCCGGCACAUCAGCGAUACUAUCCCAAGGACAUGAAACCAAGCGUCUGCCGCAAACAUAUCGGGGAUGUCCAGACGCGGUCCCUGGAACACCGGGUCCGCACCUACCGCCAGGUCACAGAGCGCUUCCAUCCGGUGAUGAGGUUCUUCUUUAUGGAAAAUUUUAACAACCCGGAUGACUGGUUCAGCAAACGGUUGGCUUAUAUCCGCAGUACCGCUGCUAUCUCGAUCCUGGGGCACGUUCUCGGCCUCGGUGACCGGCACGGUCACAACAUCUUACUCGACGAGAAAACCGGUGAAGCAGUACACAUAGACCUCGGUGUGGCAUUUGAGCAAGGGCGAGUCUUGCCCGUCCCUGAAGUGGUCCCAUUUCGCCUCACGCGCGACCUGGUCGACGGCAUGGGCAUCACCAAGACUGAGGGAGUCUUCCGCCGAUGUUGCGAGUUUACGCUGGAAGCCUUGCGACAGGAGUCUUACGGAAUCAUGACGAUCCUGGACGUGUUACGAUACGAUCCGCUGUACAGCUGGACCGUGUCUCCGCUGCGAAUGAAAAGGAUGCAAGAGACAUCCGAGGCCGGCGGCGAGGCUGCUCCUGUUCUGGCCACUGGCACCGUUCAUAAAAAGGCGCCCAAUGAGCCCAGUGAAGCGGAUCGAGCGUUAACUGUGGUUGCCAAGAAGCUGAGCAAGACACUCAGCGUCACAGCCACUGUCAACGAGCUGAUCCAGCAAGCCACUGAUGAGCGGAAUCUUGCGGUCCUCUAUUGCGGAUGGGCCGCCUAUGCAUAAUCAUUUCGCAUCCAUAGGUAGGUGACUCUCAUACCUCUAGGCAAAAAGAUGUCUUGUAUAUAUUCCGAUGAAUAGUUAUGAUUACAAUCUUUCAGUACAGUAGGGAUGCUUGUGGGCUUCCAAUUCUGUCUCUCCAUC